Messenger RNA from Eleginops maclovinus (Patagonian blennie), 7921 nucleotides. RefSeq names its product ephrin type-A receptor 5. Gene Ontology annotation, biological process: ephrin receptor signaling pathway; protein phosphorylation; axon guidance. Gene Ontology annotation, cellular component: plasma membrane; dendrite. Gene Ontology annotation, molecular function: protein binding; transmembrane-ephrin receptor activity; ATP binding. NCBI's taxonomy places the organism in Eukaryota, Metazoa, Chordata, Actinopteri, Perciformes, Eleginopidae. The record is from RefSeq and is a predicted model, not a curated record.
CUUCUCUCUGAGCGGACGCACACAGAUACAGAUGGUUUCAUUACGGCAUCCCGCUUCAUGGUGACCGAAACUGCUGUUGUUUAGGAAAAAAGCUCCCCCUGCCCUGUGACCGGUUUUGUGUUUUUUGGAUGCGCCAUGCAAUCUCGCUGGUGGAGUUGUGGAAUUCGGCUGGUGGCAUGGACGUGGGUUUGGAGUCUGGCGUUGCACGGAGCGUGGUGCAUCCCUGCAAAUGAAGUGAACCUGCUGGAUUCUCGCUCUGUGAUGGGUGACCUAGGAUGGGUGGCCUAUCCUAAGAAUGGGUGGGAGGAGAUCGGGGAAGUAGACGAGGACUAUGCUCCCAUCCACACCUACCAAGUGUGCCGGGUGAUGGAGCAGAACCAGAACAACUGGCUCCACACCAACUGGAUUCUGACCGAGGGCGCCCAGCGGGUCUUCAUCGAGCUGAAGUUCACCCUGAGAGACUGCAACAGCCUGCCAGGGGGGGUCGGGACCUGUAAGGAGACUUUUAACAUGUACUACUACGAAACGGACGAGGGCGAUGAGGAAAUUGACGGAGAGAUGAACGAUGGGACGGGGAUGACUGAGGAGGAGGACAGGGCGAUGAAGGAGAGCAGAUACAUCAAAGUCGACACCAUAGCAGCUGAUGAGAGCUUCACAGAGCUGGACCUCGGGGACCGCGUGAUGAAGCUCAACACUGAAGUACGCGAUUUAGGUCCCUUGACCCACAAAGGCUUCUACCUGGCGUUUCAGGAUUUGGGGGCCUGCAUCGCUUUGGUUUCGGUGCGUGUUUUCUACAAGCGAUGCCCGUUUCUGGUGAAGAGUUUGGCCGAGUUCCCCGACACCAUUCCGGGCUCAGAAGCCUCGCAGCUGGUGGAGGUAGUGGGCCGAUGCGUCAAUAACUCCCUGCCUUUAUAUGAGCCUCCCAGGAUGCACUGCAGCACAGAGGGUGAAUGGCUGGUGCCGAUCGGGAAGUGUGUCUGCCAGCCGGGAUUUGAGGAAAUCAAUGGGUCCUGUCAAGUCUGCAAAGUGGGGUUUUACCGCUCGCUGCUGGAGUCUUUGGACUGCAGUAAAUGUCCACCACACAGUCUGGCCAGGCAGACGGGAGCCACCGCCUGCAGUUGUGAGGAUGGAUGGUAUAAGAUCGACUCCGACCCUCCCAAUAUCGCCUGCACACGCCCUCCGUCUGCUCCACGCAACGCUAUCUCCAACGUCAACGAGACCAGCGUCUUCCUGGAGUGGUCCGUCCCCAUGGAAACGGGUGGCAGGAAGGACGUGCGCUACAACAUCCUGUGCAGACGGGUCCUGCCAGAUGGGAGGGGCUUGGAAGAAUGUGGCCCCAACGUGCGUUUUCUGCCUCGACGAGUCGGCCUGUCAAACACGUCGGUCAUGGUGGCCGACCUGCAGUCACACACCAACUACAGCUUCCUGCUGGAGGCCGUCAACGGGGUGUCAGAGCUGGCAAAAGAACACGCCAAGCAGUAUGUGUCACUCAAUGUGACAACCAAUCAGGCAGCACCGUCGCCAGUGAGCGUGGUGAGGAAAGGUGUAACGGGGAAGAGCAGCAUUGCCAUUUCUUGGGCGGAGCCUGACCGCCCCAACGGCAUCAUCCUGGAAUAUGAGAUCAAGUAUUUUGAAAAGGAGCAGGACUCCAGUUACACCAUUAUAAAAUCCAAAGCGACUGAGAUGGUGGUGGAAGGCCUGAAGCCGUCUUCAGCCUACAUCUUCCAGGUGAGAGCCAGGACCUCUGCGGGCUACGGUGCAUUUAGCCGACGUUUUGAAUUCCAGACCAGCCCUUACUUAACUGCAACCAGUGAACGUGCUCAAGCUUCGAUCGUAGCGGUGGCCAUUACGUUGGCUCUGGUCCUGCUGGCGGUGGUCGCUGGAUUCCUGCUAAGUGGACGGCGGUGUGGCUACAGCAAAGCAAAGCAGGAUCCCGAAGAGGAGAAAAUGCACUUCCAUAAUGGUCACAUAAAGUUCCCUGGCGUGCGCACCUACAUUGACCCCCUCACCUAUGAAGAUCCCAACCAGGCUGUGCAUGAAUUUGCUCAGGAGAUCGACGUCUCAUUUAUCUCAAUAGAGAGAAUCAUCGGAGCUGGGGAGUUUGGUGAGGUGUGCAGCGGACCGCUGAGGCUUCCCGGGAAAAGAGAGAUCCAGGUUGCCAUCAAGACCUUGAAAGUAGGCUACACGGAACAGCAGAGACGCGACUUCCUGUGGGAGGCGUCCAUCAUGGGCCAGUUCAACCAUCCGAACAUCAUCCGUCUGGAGGGCGUGGUCACCAAGAGCAAGCCAGUGAUGAUCAUCACUGAAUACAUGGAGAACGGAUCACUGGACACUUUCCUCAAGAAAAACGAUGGCCAGUUUACUGUAAUCCAGCUGGUUGGUAUGCUACGGGGAAUAGCGUCUGGCAUGAGAUACCUCUCCGACAUGGGCUACGUUCACCGUGAUCUCGCAGCCCGUAACAUCCUGGUCAACAGUAACCUGGUGUCUAAAGUGUCUGAUUUCGGACUGUCCCGAGUCCUGGAAGAUGACGCAGAGGCUGCAUACACUACACGGGGCGGGAAGAUUCCUAUUCGCUGGACCGCUCCCGAGGCGAUCGCAUACAGGAAGUUCACCUCGGCCAGCGACGUUUGGAGUUACGGGAUCGUCAUGUGGGAAGUGAUGUCAUAUGGAGAGAGGCCAUACUGGGAGAUGUCCAAUCAAGAUGUAAUAAAGGCCGUGGAGGAGAGCUAUAGGUUGCCGGGUCCUAUGGACUGCCCUGAGGCUCUGUACCAUCUAAUGAUGGACUGCUGGCAGCGAGAACGCAGCAACCGGCCCAAGUUUGAUGAAAUUGUCUGUCUGCUAGACAAACUCAUACGCAAUCCCAGCUCAUUAAAAAAGCUGGUCAACUCCUCACACAGGGUUUCCAACCUGUUAGUGGAGCAUGCCAGUGUGGAAGGGAGCUCCAGCUCUCGGAGUCAGACUGUGGGGGAAUGGCUCGACUCCAUCAAGAUGGGUCGUUACACUGAGCUCUUCAUGGAAGGAGGUUUCUCACUGGAGACAGUGGCUCAGAUGACUUCAGAGGAUCUCCGAAGAGUAGGAGUGAACCUGGCUGGUCAUCAAAAAAAAAUCAUCACUAGCAUUCAAGAGAUGAGAGUCCAUAUGAACAGCACCAACUCUACUGUAAACAUCUGAUGCAUAUAUACAGGCAUGCGCACACACACAAAUACACACGGUAUAUGGACCUAGAAUAUGACGAAAAAACACUGAGAUUUGCUGUUGGACCUAAAGCAGCUGAGCACUUUCUACGGACAAAAACACCCGAUGUUUAUGGAUCUAAACUGGAGAAUCCACACAUUUGUGGUUGUUGUGUGGAGUUUGCUUGUGGUUUCAUUGGGGGAAUUUGACAUUGCAGCAGUAAAACCAAACUGAACUGAACUGAGUGGUGCUACACAAAGGAAAAGACAGCGUGGGGCAACAUUUCUCAUUUGAAUUAUUCUGUUUCUGUGAGUCGUGAGCAUUGGGAAAUCUCUGUUUUGAUUCUCUCAGAUCAAACAUGAAUCAUAGGCUGCAGAUCUGGCUCCGAGAGCAACCAGCACUUUUUGACUCUAUAACAAAUACGGGAGUUUCACGCAGAAGGCUCAAACUGAUUUUUUUUCAGCCUGCCUCAAGUGAUUUGAACCCAGUGGAUCUGAACAAUUUGUCUGACAAUUUUCUCUGGAAAUUGAGUUCCAUCACGAGUCAUUGAACUCCUCGCCAUUCUCAGGUGGGGAAACUGUGAUAAUGGAUCAAGAGCAACAUGUUCAUUACCUUUGCUUUGCCAUGCUGAUGUGCUUUGGAUUUUGUUUUCCUGACUCAGGCAGGUCUUCAUGCAACAUGACUUCAUUUUUAACACAGCUGUACAACUUAUUGAAGGACCAGACUCAUAUCUAGCAUCAUAUACUGUACAUUAUUAUCUUCUAAAGCAAGACAAGAUUACGAAAUGCAAACUUCAUUGUUGAAGGAGACUGAAUGUAUAAUACAACAGUCUUUGACAAGUAACCUGUCUUGGUCUGGCUUUGUCCAGAAAAGUUUGGUUUUAUCAGAACAAAGUAAAAAAGAUCAUGAGAAGAUACAAGUCUAGGAAUAAUGAAUCCUCUGGCUGAAUGUAUAGCACUACACAACACAUUGUGCUUGGUUGCAGUAACCAUUCUGGUCCUUAAUUCCAGCUUCUGAAUGAAUCUGAUGAUUGUAGAAGACAUUGAACUGGCACCCUGUCAUCCUUGUUCUGAACCCCUGUAGAAUUUCCCAAAAGACCUUAAUGGGUUUUUCAAAAACUCAUUAAGUUAUCAACUCCUAAACCAUACAGAUUCUGAUUCAAAAGUGCUUCAUAUAACUGUAUACUUUACGCAUGUUUAUGGGAAUUUCGCCUGGAUACCGGACAACCCUUCAUUCUAGCAGCAUCAUCAAAAUCAGUCAGCUUCACCUCGAGGUAUAGACAGAACUGAGAUCUACUGGAACCAAGACUCUGACACUCUUGGAUCCUUCUCUCAGAUUCUGAUAGACUUUCAUACAGGCUUUACAAUGGAAAUGGAAAACACGUUCAAAGGAACUUCAAGGAGGAUUCAGCUGGGACCUUCAUAUGGAAAUUCAUGUACAGUUCGAUCAAUCCGGAUGGAACAUUUGCUCAUGUGAUUUAUUAAGGAACAUUCAGAUUCUCAUGGAAAGGAUCGUCCAGAUUCUGGUGGUACUGUUUACUGAUAUUUUUAUGGAAACCCUUCGCUCAGAUUUGAAUGAUAUCUCCACUAGGAUUCCAAUGCAGCCUUCACUCAAGAGUGCACUCAGAUUUUAAGGAGCCUUCACUUACAACCAACAACCUUCAGGUACCGCAGGAAACCCUCAGCAAUCUGUUCAGUUCACCAUGCCGUAGUCUCUCUCCACUACAUGUCUGCCACACCACAAUAAACCUCAUUCUUAAAGAACUGUUGGAAAAAAAGGAGGCAAUAUUGAUAAUCAUUUAUUUAUUUAUAAUUGUUUUUAAAAAAUGAGAAAUGGUGUUUGUUUCAUCAUUAUACUCUCUCUUGGACUACUGAGCAGCUCUGCCUACAUGUCUUUCAUGUAUAUAAUGUAUUAUAUAUUUAAAGCAGGGAGCAGUUCUUCUGUCUACCAUCCUGUGGACGAGUUGGUAUUGAUCAAGCAUCUCAGAGUACACAAGUUAAUAGUGACAAAUAUUCUAAAACAGCAUUCCUGUGGCACUCUGAGGUUGGGCAACCAGCACAUCUGUCUUCAUAUAUGGGGGCCCAAAAGGGUAGCAGAAUUAUCAAAUAUUCAUGUUUUGUUGUUGGUAAUUGUGUUUCAUUUCAAGUUUUGUUGAAAGACCUAGAAAUAUAUCCAGAGGCCCUGAAUGAGACAGCAAUAAAUACUUGCAGGUACUGGGCACAGGGAUGGAUAUAUGUACUUAUGGUAUGGUUUAGAGGUAUACAAUGAUGUCAAUGAUCAAUCCCUUGCUUUACUUCUCUUUGGUAUGGUAUGUCAAACAUUGCUACUCGAUGCUUUAUUGAUAAAACUUGACCCUUCUCCGUUUUGUUCACCUGAGCAGCAAAUGAGUUCUGACGGUAUUUAUCUUCUUGCAGAUGACAUACUAAUAUUUUUCUUGGUAAUACGCAGUGUACUGCUAGCGCUGUGGCUUAAGAGUGGAAACGAAAUGAGAUUGUAAAGUUAGUUUUUUAAGAAGUGGUUUCUCUUGACUGUUUGAAGAGCACAGAAAAGCACAGAAGAAGAUUGUAAGGUUUUAAAGGGGUAUUUCACUUUUCUUGGUGGAAAUGUUUCGCUUUUAAACACUCAAACCUCCACCAAGGACUCAAAUGCCACCUGAUCAUGAUCAUGUUUCUUGACUGGUUUUAUAACAGUCAGUGAGGAAUGGUCACAAUUGUUAUACUUUUCAGGCAUCUGUUUUUAAAAGUCAAAAUGUUCUCCCGGUGAAGGUUUGCUUGAAAGAUAAACAUCUGCAUAGUCGUUUUACUCUAGAAGUAUUACUUUGGAGGUUCGGCUCCAAUUUGGGAGUGAUUUACUCGAUCCCAGGAAAAAUGGCGGCCACAAGAGCUACUUAACAUCAAUCUGGUAAGUCCCUCUUUUUAGCCACAUUGUACGUUUUUAUUCCACCAAAGUUUAUUCCUAGACUCAAAAGUGUGUCCAACUUUUGGCAGUCAGACUUUUUUAGACUAUUGUGGUUAUGCAGAUCUUUAAUUCAGCAGGGAAAUGCAUCAACAAUUUGGUGAAUCUUUAAUAUUAAGACAGGCAUGUACAGUCAAAGUAAUUGCGCUGGCUGGUCAAUAAUGCAGGGGUUUGAUGAAGUUUCACAGUGUUCUGAUCCCACCCAAAUUCCAUGUUAUUGGCUUUUUUACAACAACCUUAAUUUUCAACCUAAAGCCCACCACCUGGGUUGUGAACAAUUGGUGAAUAGUACACAUUUAUAAGUGCCUCUCAUCUUACGAGCACCACUUUUUUCCUCUCCCCUGCCAAAAUGUUAUGCCCCGAUUUUGCCCCAACUUUCUAUGUAAUUUCUUUUUGCCAACAAUAUCUACAGGCAAUAAGAAGAAUGUCAGACAAUGUGUAUGUUGGAACUAAUUUAAUUUGCACUUUAUGGGAAAUCUUGUGCCCUUUUGUUUGACUAAAAAUGUCAAUAGGUGACUGACUUUUCAGUGUCAAGGUUUUUCUUAAUAGUUUAAUAUAUAAAUAUAAUAAUUACAGUAUUCCCAUAUGCUGGAUACACCACUUCAUAUUCUCAAUGCUUCCCGUAGUUUUAAAUUUGACAGUUAAGCACAAAGCAUUGGUGAUAUUUUUUGAAAACAAAUCAGAGCUAUAUAUAUGGAAAAGCAUUAUUGAUGUAGAACCCCAUUUUCUGUGUACGGCACAACGAUACACCUUCAGAACGUAAGCACAGGGUUGGAUAGGAAUCUUGAAGGACAGUGAGCGAACAAUAUGACUUUGUACAAGCGUCGAUAGCACUAGCCCUUGAUGUCAACUAACGCUGGUGUUUGUGGCAUUUUUUGCAUUACCAAUUGUAAAAAAGCAGGUAGUGAUGUGUCAUUGGAAACAAUACAGCUUGGUUGGUAGUUGUUGACAUCUUCAUUAAUUCAAAUGAUUUACUGUCAGCACUUUUGCAACAACCUGAUUUUAUCCUGGUCGUCUCUUUGUAAAGCAAUGGGAGGAAACAAAGCACAGCAAACCAGCAGAGACUUGUAAAGAUUUUUGUUGUGUUGUUUCUCUACGAUGACUUCCAGCUGUAUCUUUCAUCAAACCUGCAGUGAGGUGUUAUGCAGGAGCCAGUUUUUAGUGUCAAAUAACAAUAAAAACAUGUUUAAUGUUAAAUCUGACCAACUUUGUAGAUGGAAUAUGACUUUCAGAAGAGGGUAAUGUAAUUUAUUCACAUCAAUAUACACAGACAUGUCCACAACAAGUACGUGCAGGUGUACAAAUUGACAUUUCUGAUUGACUCUAAUAAAAGCACCGCAUAAACCAUCAGUUAAAGAGGUUUGACUGGAUUCUAGCAGAUGUACAAAAGCAAUAUUUUAUUUGUUGUUCUUAAAAAAAAAACAUAUUUGCAUACACAAGUGCAUGGCAAUUUAACAACCAUAAAAGGUUGCACUGACAUCUGACUGGGUUCAAAGAUAAUAUGUACAUUUCUUGGCUCAUGGAAAUGUGGUCAAAGUGGUGCAAUAUGCAGCUUUCACUCAAAUUAUCAACAUACAAAAGCAGGUAUGCGGAUAUUAGGUUUUCCCCGGGUCAAAGAGAACAAUCAAAUCAUCAGUCAUUCACUCAUAAGGUUUUAAACUCCUGAAUAACUGUUUUGUGAUUCUUUGAAAGCACAGUAAAGAUACUAUUGGUGUGCUAUUGGUUUGUCUUUGAGACUGUCAUGUGUUAUGUUUGUGUUGAUGUUUUUGUAGUGUGUUAUAAAAUUAUAUAU